UUAUCUCUGCCUUCAGCUGGUGGGUGGGGAGAGGCAGAUCCAAGGGGACUUCUCAGCUCUCUAACUAGACCGCUCAGAAGUUGUUCGACUUCAGUGCAGGUCAACAGCACCAGACCUUGGCACCCCACAAUGGCCUCAAUCCUCCAGUGCUGCCCUUUCCUGACCCGGGACCCGGCCAACUUCCUGCGCCGAUGUCGGCCCCUGCUGGUCAGCAGUGCCCAGCGCUGCCCUGUGAUGGUGGCCCGAGCCUUCUCUCGUUCUCAUACUGACCAGCAGCACGGAAAAGAGACCCAUGGAGAAACUGGCUCCACCACGCAGAGGGCGCCCCUGCUUCUCCCCUCCACACAGUGUCCUUUCAUGGAGUCAGAGCGCAAAAGCGGCCAGAAUUCGUUUGUGCAGGAGGCAAAACCUGAGGUCCAGGAAGACGUCAGGCCUUUCAAGUCAGGUAUGUGGACUUCCCUAGUAAGGGAGGUGCAGUCCAGCCUCAAGAGGAAGUUGCUCGAUUCUGACAAAGCGUCACACCUCAUUCGGGACAACAUGCCAGCCGGGGGCAAAGUGUUUGAGUACGACCAUUUCUUUGAGGCAAAGAUCCAAGCGAAGAAGCAAGAUCACACCUACCGGGUCUUCAAGACAGUGAAUCGUCGGGCUGACGCCUAUCCCUUUGCUGAGGACUAUUCUGGCUCGCAGGUGGAGGCCCGUGAGGUGUCAGUCUGGUGCAGUAAUGACUACCUGGGAAUGAGCCGCCACCCUCGAGUGAUGAAGGCCAUCCGGGAUACUCUGGAUCUUUAUGGAGCUGGGGCUGGAGGCACCAGGAACAUUUCUGGCACCAGUAAGUUCCACGUGGAGCUGGAGCAAGAACUGGCCAGCCUGCACAGCAAAGACGCUGCCCUGCUCUUCUCUUCUUGCUAUGUGGCCAAUGACUCCACCCUCUUCACUUUGGCCCGCAUGAUGCCAGGGUGUGAGAUCUAUUCAGACGCAGGCAACCAUGCCUCCAUGAUCCAGGGCAUCCGAAACAGUGGAGCACCGAAGUAUGUCUUCCGGCAUAAUGACCCCCAACACCUGGAAGAGCUCCUGAGCAAAGCCAAUGCCAACACCCCAAAGAUUGUUGCCUUUGAGACUGUCCAUUCCAUGGAUGGUGCCAUCUGCCCACUGGAGGAAAUGUGUGAUGUGGCACACCGCUAUGGAGCCAUCACUUUCGUGGAUGAGGUUCACGCAGUGGGACUUUACGGGGCCCACGGGGCGGGCAUUGGUGAACGCGACGGAGUGAUGGGCAAGAUAGAUAUCGUCUCUGGCACCCUGGGGAAGGCUUUCGGCUGUGUGGGUGGCUAUGUGGCCAGCACCAAGUCUCUGAUCGACACAGUGCGCUCCUAUGCGGCGGGAUUCAUCUUCACCACCUCCUUGCCCCCCAUGGUGCUGGCUGGGGCCCUGGAAUCGGUCCGGGUCUUGAAGAGCCCCGAGGGGCAGGCCCUGCGCCGCUCCCACCAGCGCAAUGUCAAACACAUGCGCCAGCUGCUGAUGGACGCCGGGCUCCCUGUGGUCAGCUGCCCCAGUCACAUCAUCCCCAUACGGGUUGGAGACGCAGCCCUGAAUUCUCACCUCUGUGACCUGCUUCUGGGUGAAUACAACAUCUACGUCCAAGCCAUCAAUUACCCUACUGUGCCUCGGGGGGAGGAGCUGCUGCGGCUGGCCCCCUCGCCCCAUCACACGCCACCCAUGAUGGAUUACUUUGUGGAGAAGCUGCUGGCAGCCUGGCAGGAGGUAGGGCUGCCUCUGCAGGCCAGUGUCUCCCCCGAGUGCAACUUCUGCCGCCGCCCGCUCCAUUUUGCCCUCAUGAGCGAGUGGGAAAGGGAUUACUUCGGCAACAUGGGGCCCCGCUACAUCACUCUCUGUGCCUGAGGAGCCGGCCUCUGCACGCACACACACAGCCUUACAGGAAGAGAGACGAAGAUGUCAACAAUGAUGCUGGCAAUGGAAAGAGGGUAUCCGAGUGUAAUAAAAAAUCUGUCACUUUG
This is a messenger RNA of Lacerta agilis (Sand lizard), 2012 nucleotides long. RefSeq names its product 5'-aminolevulinate synthase 2 (gene ALAS2). The transcript is spliced from 11 exons. Gene Ontology annotation, biological process: erythrocyte development; hemoglobin biosynthetic process; heme biosynthetic process. NCBI's taxonomy places the organism in Eukaryota, Metazoa, Chordata, Lepidosauria, Squamata, Lacertidae. Gene Ontology annotation, molecular function: pyridoxal phosphate binding; 5-aminolevulinate synthase activity. The record is from RefSeq and is a predicted model, not a curated record. Gene Ontology annotation, cellular component: mitochondrial matrix; mitochondrion. Bases 130 to 1896 code for a protein of 588 amino acids.